AUGGACCCCCAGAUUCAGCCCACAGUACGUGCUGUGUUCCCUUACCCCUUUAUAAGAUAUCCGGAUGGGUUCAUAUUUAUCGAGCUAAACGGAAGCUCCAUCUUAUCGAAAUGGUAUUCUGAAAGCAGCAAGAACCUUUCCCUUCUAUUUGAAUGUAUUUUUUCGCUGGCAGAGAACGAAUUCCGCUUUAUAAUUCUUCUGAUGGGUAUUGAUAAUCACAUACAAAGUAGACGAAAUCGAAAGCAUUGUCGGUUCGCGGGAAAGAUCGCUUUUGAGCAACGAGCCUCAAGAUUCCAUUCGAGUUGUCAAUGUGCUUUUAACGCAGCUCGACAGGCUGCGGUUGUAUUCAAACAUUCUCAUCCUUGCGACCUCAAAUUUUUCAGACUCCCUUGA
Messenger RNA from Mitosporidium daphniae, 393 nucleotides. RefSeq lists its product as uncharacterized. The transcript has 2 exons. Bases 1 to 393 code for a protein of 130 amino acids. Lineage: Eukaryota; Fungi; Microsporidia. The record is from RefSeq and is a predicted model, not a curated record.